Messenger RNA from Penicillium oxalicum, 798 nucleotides. RefSeq names its product putative cyclin-dependent protein kinase complex component. Gene Ontology annotation, biological process: regulation of cyclin-dependent protein serine/threonine kinase activity. NCBI's taxonomy places the organism in Eukaryota, Fungi, Ascomycota, Eurotiomycetes, Eurotiales, Aspergillaceae. Bases 1 to 798 code for a protein of 265 amino acids. The transcript has a single exon. Gene Ontology annotation, molecular function: protein kinase binding; cyclin-dependent protein serine/threonine kinase regulator activity. The record is from RefSeq and is a predicted model, not a curated record. Gene Ontology annotation, cellular component: nucleus; cyclin-dependent protein kinase holoenzyme complex.
AUGGCCGCCGUCAUGACACAAGUGCAAAGCGCAUCGCCCGACGAUGUGAAGCCGCCGGCUCCCGUCCUCAAACUCGGCUCGCCACCGGACCACAUGGAUGCCGCCGGACUGGAGUCCUUACUGAAGGGCACAACCAGCGUCUUUGAGAUUUCGCCCGACACUGCGCUGCUCUUAUUCUGCCAUAACAUCGAAAAAUUGGUGACCCAGUUUACCGACCUUCCGCUGGCCUCCUUUCCCGGCUCCAAUGGUUCCACCCCAUUCGAACCCCGAACCCCCCGAGAGGAGCUGGUCGCGAACCAGACGGUGGGUUUACGGUGCGGCGACUCCCACGAGGCAGGCCACGACCGAACCGAAGAAGAGACCUUUCAGCUACGAAUCCUGUCCCGUAAAUUUCUCUCCAAGAAGAUUCCCCCGAUCGCGCUCAAGGACUACCUCCAACGUCUCCAAAAAUAUUGUCCCAUGUCGACCGCCGUCCUGCUGGCGGCGAGCGUCUAUAUCUCCAAAAUGGUCUUGGUAGAGAAAGUGGUUCGCCCAUCACCCAAGAACAUGCAUCGACUUGUGCUCGCCGGGCUCUUGGUCGCCACCAAGGCUCUCGAAGACCUUAGUUUUCCACACAGUCGUGUCGCCCGAGUCGGCGGAGUAUCCGAACAGGAGCUGUCCCGACUCGAGGUGACGUUUUGCUUUCUGGCCGACUUUGAGCUGCGGGUGGAUGCACAGAUGCUCUUGGACGAGGCCAGGAGACACUGUCCGCAAGAUGCACCGCGAUCCGAAACGGGGACCGAGGAAGGAAGCCAUUGA